This is a messenger RNA of Xyrauchen texanus (razorback sucker), 3722 nucleotides long. RefSeq names its product N-alpha-acetyltransferase 15, NatA auxiliary subunit-like. The record is from RefSeq and is a predicted model, not a curated record. Gene Ontology annotation, cellular component: cytoplasm; NatA complex. Gene Ontology annotation, biological process: N-terminal peptidyl-methionine acetylation. The coding region runs from base 769 to 3294 and encodes 841 amino acids. The transcript has 21 exons. Gene Ontology annotation, molecular function: protein binding; protein-N-terminal amino-acid acetyltransferase activity. NCBI's taxonomy places the organism in Eukaryota, Metazoa, Chordata, Actinopteri, Cypriniformes, Catostomidae.
AGCGGAAAGGAUGCCGACCGUCCCUCUGCCACCCAAAGAAAACGCUCUCUUUAAGAGGAUCCUGAGAUGUUAUGAACACAAGCAGUACAGAAAUGGGCUGAAAUUCUGCAAACAGAUUCUCUCCAAUACCAAAUUCUCAGAGCAUGGAGUAAAACGAGACCUGGCUACAUAACCUGAAAGGCUGCUCAUCAAGGAAGAAGCCACUGCUCCAAAACCAACUUAAAAAGCCAGAUUAUAGUUUGCAAGUGCACAUGGGGACAAAGAUGUUACUUUUUGGAGAAAUGUCCUCUGGUCUGAUGAAACAAAAGUUUAACUGUUUGGCCAUAAUGACCAUCGUUAUGUUUGGAGGACAUGGGGUGAGGUUUGCAAGCCGAAGAACACCAUUCCAACUGGGGAGCAUUGGGGUGGCAGCAUCAUGUUGUGAGGGUACUUUGCUGCAGGAGGGACUGGUGCACUUCACUAAAUGGAUGGCAUCAUGAGGAAGGAAAAGUAUUUGGAAAUAUUGAAGCAACAUCUCAAGACAUCAGCCAGGAAGUUAAAGCUCAGUCGCAAAUGGGUCUUCCAAAUGGACAAUGACCCCAAGCAUACCUCCCAAAGUUGUGUCAAAAUGGCUGAAGGGCAACAAAGUCAAGGUAUUGGAGUGGCCAUCACAAAGCCCUGACCUCCAACCGAUCUGAUUUGAUCCGAUUUGUGGGUAGAACUGAAAAAGCAUGUGCGAGCAAGGAGGCUUACAAACCUGACUCAUUUGCAGCAGUUCUGUCUGGAGAAAUGGGCCACAAUUCCAGCUAUUUAUUGCGAGAAGCUUGUGGAAGGCUACCCAAAACGUUUGACGCAGAGACCCUGUCGAUGAAAGGACUGACGCUCAACUGCCUGGGAAAGAAAGAAGAAGCCUAUGAACUUGUCCGAAGAGGCCUCAGAAACGACCUGAAGAGCCAUGUCUGUUGGCACGUGUACGGCCUGCUCCAGAGGUCUGACAAAAAGUAUGAUGAGGCUAUUAAGUGCUACAGGAAUGCAUUGAAAUGGGACAAAGACAACUUGCAGAUUCUUCGAGAUCUCUCACUGCUGCAGAUCCAGAUGAGAGAUCUGGAGGGUUACAGGGAGACCCGAUAUCAGCUGCUACAAUUGCGGCCAGGCCAGCGAGCAUCAUGGAUUGGUUAUGCCAUCGCAUAUCACCUCUUAGAGGACUAUGAGAUGGCUGCCAAAAUCAUUGAGGAGUUUAGAAAAACACAACAGACGUCCCCUGAUAAGAUGGAUUAUGAGUACAGUGAGCUGCUGUUGUAUCAGAAUCAGGUCCUGAGGGAAGCAGGGCUGUGGAAAGAAGCGCUGGAGCAUCUCACCAACUACGAGAAACAGAUCUGUGAUAAACUGGCCGUGGAGGAGACCAAAGGAGAGCUGCUGUUGAAUCUGGAACGGUUUGAGGAGGCAGCAGAUGUGUACAGAAGACUACAGGAGAGAAAUCCUGAGAACUGGUCUUAUUAUCAUGGCCUGGAGAAAGCCCUCAAACCUGUGAGCACAGAAGAGAAGCUGAAGAUCUAUGAGGAGGCCUGGGAGAAAUACCCUAAAGGCCUUGUACCUCGUAGACUACCACUCAGCUUCCUGUCUGGAGAUAUGUUUCGGGAGUGUCUGGAUAGAUAUUUAAGAAUUAACUUUAGUAAGGGCUGUCCACCAGUCUUUACCACACUAAGAUCUCUCUAUCAGGACAAAGAGAAGAUGUCAAUAAUUGAAGAAUUAGUUGUUGGGUUUGAAACAUCUUUACGUAGCUGCCAAAUGUUCUGUCCAGAUGAUGAUGGCAAGGAAGAGCCGCCCACAACAUUACUGUGGGUGCAGUAUUUUCUGGCUCAGCACUAUGAUCAGAUUGGCCAGCACACCAUGGCUCUCGAAUACAUCAAUGCUGGCAUUGAGAGCACACCUACACUCAUUGAGCUCUUCCUUGUUAAAGCCAAGAUAUACAAGCAUGCUGGGAAUAUUCGGGAAGCAGCUCGCUGGAUGGAUGAAGCUCAGGCUCUGGAUACAGCUGACCGUUUCAUAAACUCUAAAUGUGCCAAGUACCUGCUUAAAGCAGGCUUGAUCAAAGAGGCUGAAGAAAUGUGUGCCAAGUUCACAAGGGAAAGAGCAUCUGCAGUAGAGAAUCUAAAUGAGAUGCAGUGUAUGUGGUUCCAGACUGAAUGUGCUCUGGCCUAUAAAUCCAUGAACAAAUGUGGAGAAGCAUUAAAAAAAUGCCAUGAGAUUGAGAGGCACUUUGUAGAGAUAACAGAUGACCAGUUUGACUUCCAUACGUACUGCAUGCGGAAGAUGACGUUACGCUCUUACGUGGACCUGCUAAAACUAGAGGACGUGUUACGUAUGCACCCGUUCUACUUCAAAGCCUCAUACACCGCCAUCCAAAUCUACCUCAACCUGCACGAUAACCCACUAACCGAUGAUAGCAAGGAACUGCAGGCUGAUACUGAGAACCUGACUGACAAAGAGCUGAAAAAGUUAAGGAAUAAGCAGCGGCGAGCUCAGAAGAAAGCACAGUUGGAAGAAGAAAAAAAGAAUGCAGAGAAAGAGAAACAGUUAAAGAACCAGAAAAAGAAAAAGGAGGAGGAUGACGAGGAGAUCGGAGGACCUAAAGAGGAACUCAUACCAGAGAAACUGGCCAGGGUGGAGAACCCAUUAGAUGAAGCUGUAAAGUUUCUGACACCCUUAAAAAGCCUGGUGAAGAAUAAAAUAGACACACACCUUCUGGCCUUUGAGAUCUAUUUUAGGAAAGAAAAGUUCUUAUUAAUGUUGCAAUCCGUUAAGAGGGCUUAUGCCAUAGACCCAGACCAUCCCUGGCUUCACCAGUGUCUGGUGCGCUUCUUUAAAGAAGUGUCUGAAAGCAAAGACCUAGUAGAAUCAGUGAGCAUGGUGCUGAGACAGGAAAUCUCCAGGCUGUUUGGAGACAGUAAUGCCAAGAGCUUCAACCAGACCUUCCUCACGAAGCACUCCAGUUCCAUCCCACAUAGAGUAGCAGCUGCCAAAAUGAUGUUCUACUUAGACCCUUCAACUCAGAAGAAAGCAGUAGAACUUGCUACAGCACUUGAUGAAUCACUGAACAACAGAAGUGUUCAGAUCUGCACAGAGGCUUUAGAAAGCCUCCAUGACGGUAGUUUUGGAGAUGCCAAGGAGAUUGCAGAGUUAUACCGGGUGCAGUGUCAUAAGAUCUACCCCUAUACGCUGACCUUCAUGACCCCAGGAUAUGAGGAAAACAUGAAGAUUGCGGUCAAUGGUAAUGUCUCCACAGAAACUGAGGAGCUGGCCAAUAACAUAUGAACAUCUGAAGGGGGUUGAAGGAAUGAGAGAGGUGGAAUGGGGAAGCGGUGCAUCACCGCCACUGUUGAUCACCUGUGACGGUUGCCAUUGACUACUGCAAUUCUGUGAGGAACUUCCUGUGAUCUACACCCCCUGAGAUUGCAGAUUGGACAGAGACAAUGACUGUGUUUUGAAUGUAGGAUGAAGAGGAGGGGCGUGGGUUGGGGGAGACGAGAACAAAAUGCCCAUUUUACAUUUUUAACCUUGCUGAUGAUGACUCUAACUAAAAACUAGUCAAACAUGCAUCCCAUCUUGAACUACAGUAUGUCUGAAUGCAAACUGUGCAAUGGCGAGAACAAAUCCCAUAGUCAACAAACCAAGCAAGACAAAUGCACUCAAACUCUUCUUUCUCCUGUUUUAAAAGAGUAAUUUAUAUGAAAAAUAAAAGC